AUGCACUAUGGCGAAUCGAGCGUGUCGAUCAAUAAAAAACAGCCAGCUAUGUUGCCACUCGAGUACGACUACAAAUAUACUCUUGGAUCACCGUUCGUCUCUUUCGUGGAUCUGGUAAUGGUCAAUAAGCUCUAUGAAUGCGACGUUUCGGUAAGCGAACCGCGUCCAACUUCUCGAACAGUUAAACCAUUCCCCACGACCACCCAAACCCCUCUGCCGGAUAGUUUCUGGAUUUACGGUGAAGCAGCAAGCCAAUGCGUGGACCAUCCAAAGUAA
This is a messenger RNA of Ostertagia ostertagi, 276 nucleotides long. The record is from the annotation of a GenBank genome assembly. Lineage: Eukaryota; Metazoa; Nematoda; Chromadorea; Rhabditida; Trichostrongylidae.